GAUAGUUGCCCCGCCCAACAGUCGUGCGUACGUGCGUCGUCUCUAUGGUGGCGGCGGAUUCGGAGGGAUCCAAGGACCCUGGAGUCAGGAACUCUGCUGUCUUCUGUUUCCCGCGCGCCUCGUGAUUCGGGCGUCUCUCCCCUAGGAUGUUCCGCCGGGAGCGCUCCAUCCCCCUUCGAGGCUCAGCUGCCGCUCUGUGCAACAACCUCAGUGUGCUGCAGCUACCCGUCCGCAACCUCACACAUUUUGGGGUAGUCCAUGGACCCAGCGCCCAGCUUCUCAGCUUUGCUCCUGAGGGUUUGCCCUUGGCCCAGCGCCAGCUCCACGCUAAGGAGGGAGCUGGAGUGAGUCCCCCGCUUAUCACUCAGGUCCACUGGUGUGUCCUCCCCUUCCGAGUAUUGCUGGUACUCACCUCACAUCGAGGAAUACAGAUGUUUGAGUCUGAUGGCUCCAUCAUGGUCUAUUGGCACGCACUGGACUCUGGGGAUGCCUCUCCGGUACAGGCUGUGUUUGCCCGAGGAAUUGCUGCCAGUGGCCACUUCAUCUGUGUGGGAACGUGGUCAGGCCGGGUGCUGGUGUUCGACAUCCCAGCCAAGGGUCCAAACAUUGUACUGAGCGAAGAGCUGGCUGGGCACCAGACACCAGUCACAGACAUUGCCACCGAGCCUGCCCAGGGACAGGACUGCGUGGCUGACAUGGUGACGGCAGAUGACUCAGGCUUGCUGUGUGUCUGGCGGUCAGGGCCUGAAUUCAAAUUAUUGACCAGAAUUCCAGGAUUCGGGGUCCCGUGCCCUUCUGUGCAGCUGUGGCAGGGGACCGUAGCAGCAGGCUAUGGAAACGGGCAAGUGCGUCUGUAUGAGGCCAGUACGGGAACGCUACAUGUCCAGAUCAACGCCCACGCUCGGGCCAUCUGUGCCCUGGACCUAGCUCCUGAGGUGGGCAAGCUGCUUUCUGCAGCUGAGGAUACCUUUGUGCACAUCUGGAAGCUGAGCAGAAGCCCAGAGAGUGUCUCCAUUGAGGUGGAACACUGUCAUGGGGAAUGUGUACCCGACACCCAGGUGUGUGGUGCCCGCUUCUGUGAUCCCUCAGGCAGCUCCUUUGCUGUGACUGGCUAUGAUCUUGCUGAGAUCCUGAGAUUCAGCAGCAUGUGAGAGAAGAGCAGCCCUCCUUCCCCCCUGUGGUAUUUAUAAAGUACCCCCUCCACCCA
Equus quagga is the source of this 1207-nucleotide messenger RNA. It is a transcript of the gene WDR54, whose product is annotated as WD repeat domain 54. Bases 147 to 1151 code for a protein of 334 amino acids. NCBI's taxonomy places the organism in Eukaryota, Metazoa, Chordata, Mammalia, Perissodactyla, Equidae. Gene Ontology annotation, biological process: sperm axoneme assembly; cilium-dependent cell motility; cilium assembly. Gene Ontology annotation, molecular function: protein binding. The record is from RefSeq and is a predicted model, not a curated record. The transcript has 10 exons.